Photinus pyralis (common eastern firefly) is the source of this 2005-nucleotide messenger RNA. RefSeq names its product conserved oligomeric Golgi complex subunit 6 (gene Cog6). NCBI's taxonomy places the organism in Eukaryota, Metazoa, Arthropoda, Insecta, Coleoptera, Lampyridae. The record is from RefSeq and is a predicted model, not a curated record. Gene Ontology annotation, cellular component: COG complex. Bases 74 to 1948 code for a protein of 624 amino acids. Gene Ontology annotation, biological process: intra-Golgi vesicle-mediated transport. The transcript has 8 exons.
UUUAGUACAAAUGUAAAUAUAACCUAACUUUUUCCAAUUAACGUCAUCUCAUAAUUUCCAUAUAAAAUUAAAAAUGCGUGAAUUGCCUGAGAAAGAAAACGUUCUUUCAAAAAGAUUAAAUAAACUUUUAGAAACGCGCGUGGAAAAUGACCAUGACACCUUGGAAGCCUUAAAAGAGCUGUCAACCUUCUACUGUGACAAUUCCCUACAAGCCAGACGUAACCUACGUAGCCAAAUCGAAAAGCGAAGCUUACAGAUUAACGAGAACUUCUUAUCGGAAUUUCGAGAGGUAAAGGAGAGUUUCGAUAGUAUCUACAAUGACAUAGCCGACAUGAGCAAAUCGCUGGAGGAUAUGACUUUACGUUUGCAAAACGCCAAGAGGCAAACGAAACAUCUACUCGAACAGACCAGUAGCUAUGAAAACGAAAUUGCGAAAAAUGAGAUGCAACAAAAGGUAGCGACCGCGUUCUUGAAUAAGUUCAUACUGACACACGAGGAGUUGGUUGCAUUACACGGGAACAAACAGAAGCGUGAUUUAGUUAUUACUCCCGAAAUUUUUGUGGUUCUCGACAAAGUGCAGAGAAUUCAUAAUGAUUGCAAGACGCUGAUGCAGUCGGGUUAUCAAACGCUCGCGCUUGAUGUAAUGGAACAAAUGACUCUACAUCAGGAAGGUGCUUUAGAAAGAUUGUACCAUUGGACUCAAAACCAUUGUCGCAACGUUGAAAAUCUGACCGAUUUACUCACCCAGGCGAUGUGUCGUUUACAAGACAGACCUGUAUUAUUCAAGUACGUAAUCGACGAAUAUUGUAUAUCACGGCGGGCGGUGCUGGUCGGUGAGUUUAUAGACGCGUUAACGCGAGGAGGCCCAUCCGGCAAUCCGGCACCUAUCGAAAUGAGAGCGCAUGAUCCGCAUGUUUACGUUACCGAUAUUUUGGUAUGGUUGAAUAAGGCCAUUCCGAUCGAAAAUCAAAAUUUACAUUUACUGGUCAGCUUGUGCAAUAAAGAAGAUAAAUAUGAACUGCUAACGAACGCAAUGGCUAGUAUUUGCGAAGGUAUUUGCCAUCCAUUAAAGAUACGUAUUGAUAAAAUACUGAACGCGUCCACGCAAUCGAGCAGUCUAUACGCCAUUACUAACUUGAUUCGUUAUUACAAGAAGUCUAUAGGAAAAGUAUCCGAGGGUGGAUUAUUAGCCUUGACGCUAUCUGAGCUACAAGAAAAAAGUGAACAGAUAUUCCUGAUCGCUUUACAGCAGCAAGUCUCAAAUUGCCUAGUUCGCGUGGAAACCCCGCCACGAGACCUGUCUCCUACACCGGCCAUCAAUCACCUAUUAUCAGUCAUGCGCGAUAUGCUUUCAACAGCCAGCAUGAGCGAAGGACGAGAAACCGAUAUGGGAAAGAUUGUCCAAUGCGUAUUAGACCCCCUACUGAGGGCGGUCAAUGAGCAGUCAUCCCGCUUACCCCCAACUGACAUGGCGGUUUACAUGUUAAACUGCAUGUACGCCAUGCAAACAUGCCUAUCACUGUACGAAUUUAUGGAUGACAAAUUGGAACGGUUACAGGCACAGUCGGACGCCCAACUUGAUACCCUUACAUCGGAGCAGGCCAGUUCAUUGGUCGCCAAUUUAAACUUAGGACCGAUAUAUACAAUCUUGCAAGACCACGCGCACGCGCCUCUUUCCGGUAUACCUGGAAUGGAGCCGGGUAAUCUUCGCAACUUCUUGAGUAAGCUGGAUAUGUUAGUAUCGUUGCCCGAUAGUAUGCUAUUGCAACAAAUCCAUCUGCUGUCUUCUUCGAAGCAUAAAAAGUCGGUUCAGAAACGAGCGUUUGAUGUACUAUUGGCUAUAUAUAAGCAGCUUUACGAAGGCGUGUACGAUGCGAACAAUUUAUAUGAAAAUCCUGCAAGUAUUUUACCGAGAACGCCAAGUGAACUCAUGAAAAUGUUAUCUUAAGUUAAAUGUAUUUAUAAAUGUUAUCAUAUAGUUAUUAAAUACCUAUACUAAAGGCCA